AUGCCCGGCACGCAUCUCCUUCCUCCAAAUCUUCUCAAGCUCUUUGCCCCACGUCCUCCGCUUCCCUACGCUCGACCAGUCGGCAAGGACAUUGACCGCAUAACCAACAAAAAUGUCGAUGGUGUCGGCUCUAUUUUAGCUCAGCUGAAAGAGGCUUCAACAGCAGGUCUCCUCAAUGGCGAAGGCGAUGGUAUGGAAGAGGGCGAAGAGCCUGCAUUCACUCAUGCAGAAGAAACUAAACGGCAAAUCCGGAGAGAAGAAAGGAAGCGAAGGAAAGUGGAAGAAUUCAAAAUAGCGAAGGAAACUUAUAAACCUUCCGAUGAUCCUGAAGCUAUAGGAGACCCUUACAAGACGCUCUUUAUCUCUCGCUUGCAUAAAGGCGCAAGUGAAAUGGAACUUCGUCGAGACUUCGAAAGCUUCGGAACUAUCGAGCGAGUCAGAAUUGUACGAGAUUCCAAGGGGCGCAGCAGAGGCUAUGCUUUCAUCGUCUACGAACGAGAGCGCGAUAUGAAAGCUGCGUACAAGGAAUCAGAUGGCUUGCACAUCAAUGGCAAGCGAAUUUUAGUCGAUGUCGAACGCGGCCGGACAGUACGUGGUUGGAAGCCUCGUCGUCUGGGUGGAGGACUUGGUGGUCGCCCAAAGCCUGUAGAAGCACCUCCUGUUAUAACCCCAAAACCAGCCAGAGGAGGCUUUGGCGGCGGCGGAGGAGGAGGAGGCGGUGGUGGUAGAGGUUUCGGUGACCGAGGCGGCGGUGGCUUCCGAGGUGGUAGGGGCGGCUUCAGGGGCGGUGGUUUUGGCGGCGAUCGAGGCGGCUUUCGUGGCGGCUUUGGAGGUGGAGGAGGCUUCCGAGGGGGGCGAGAUGACUCUGGUGGAGGAUUCAGGGGACGUGGAGGAGGUAUUGGGUAUCAAGGUGGUGGUUUCAACGAAGGCCCCACGAAUGGGUACGGUCCUCCUAAUGGACCAAGUGGUUAUGGAGGUCCGGGCAUGGGACCAGGUGGGGGGCCAGGUGGAGGCCCCCCUGGAUAUGCCCCCCCUGGCCCUGGUGGUGGGUAUGGAGGUGGGUAUCGGGGAGAUUUAAAACGAGAAGGACCUGGUGGGUAUGAUGACAGAGACUCAAAACGACCGCGGUACUAGGGUGCGGUUGCUCCAUUCUACUCUAUUGUCCGGCUAUUUUGGCUCCAUGUUAGGUGGGGUUUGUAAGUGCAUGGUGUUUUGUUUGUUUUCAUUUUCGCUGCUGCAUAUGCGUAAGUAUUACCAUGAAUGAUGUAGACGGGGAAAGGACAUAGCAAGGCAAGUGUAAGUAUGACUUUGAUUUCAAAUAUUUGCUUUGCAGCACCAUAGGUCCUAGGACUGGUCGCCUGCUCAAUUCCUGAAGUUACUUGCCCUAUCUACAAUAAUGGAGCGUGAACGAUAGCGUAUCCAACGAGAGGAAUACAUUAAUGUAAGUUGGAAAGCCCUGAGAAGAAGGCGUUUUGAAAUGCCUGGCUGAAUGGUAGCUUUCUUGAAACUCUUGUGGCCUGACUGUCAUUACAGGUUGUAGAACAUGGCGUAGGCUAGAACUGUAUGUCUGCAUCUCUAAUUGAUGUACGUGUAGUGUGU
Serpula lacrymans var. lacrymans S7.9 is the source of this 1599-nucleotide messenger RNA. Its product is annotated as U1 snRNP 70K protein. Gene Ontology annotation, cellular component: U2-type prespliceosome; U1 snRNP; precatalytic spliceosome. Gene Ontology annotation, molecular function: mRNA binding; U1 snRNA binding. The record is from RefSeq and is a predicted model, not a curated record. Gene Ontology annotation, biological process: mRNA splicing, via spliceosome. Bases 1 to 1134 code for a protein of 377 amino acids. The transcript has 5 exons. NCBI's taxonomy places the organism in Eukaryota, Fungi, Basidiomycota, Agaricomycetes, Boletales, Serpulaceae.